Aspergillus welwitschiae is the source of this 1410-nucleotide messenger RNA. RefSeq lists its product as uncharacterized. Bases 529 to 765 code for a protein of 78 amino acids. NCBI's taxonomy places the organism in Eukaryota, Fungi, Ascomycota, Eurotiomycetes, Eurotiales, Aspergillaceae. The record is from RefSeq and is a predicted model, not a curated record. The transcript has a single exon.
AGUCACCCUAAAUGGUGCCACGGGCAGCAAAGUACCUCCUCUAGAGGACGUACCCCAGGUAAGCUUACUCCUUGCUUACCAUGACUGAAGAAAUGCCUAACCGUUUUCAUCCACUGAGUCAGUCAGGUACCAGCUCGAGCCAGCUUUUAACCUACGUAGGGCUCAAAAAGUAAUAUCUAGGCACUGUGAAAGCUUCAUGAUUGCUUUCAUUGUUCAAGACAUCCUCGGUUUACCCACCGUGGACAGCAAGCGCAAUUUCCCUCACUUUUUCCCCUCCCAGCCUCGGGGACCAUUUGCCAAACUUACCAGGGAUACCAGCCUACCCAGAAAACCCCUCAGCUGGACGGAACCUGCUCAAGGUUGCCUACUAAUGCCCAACUAUCACACCCUCAACCAGACUGUCGGGUCCAUGGUGUAGUAUUUGCGCUGCGAGAAUCAGCCGGUGGCCUGCACUGAUUGUCCCAGUUAAUCUAAUUUAUUUUUUUUCUUGUCUCUCCCUCUCGCUCUCGCACAACUGGGACCUGCUGCAUGGAGGCAGCCGGAUUCCUGUCUCAUCCCUCUCUUUCCGAUCCAUGUUCGUUAGGGUCAUUCGUCUCCCUCGUCUAUUCGUCUAUUCGUCUGUUUUUGACUCCGGAGUACUCUCGACCACCAACCCCCUCCCCUCUCUUCCCUCCAGCAGAGGAUAUGGAGCCGCUCAAGAGACGGAAUAUUAAUUUAAGAGUAACACUACUACUACUGCUGCUACUACUACUAACUCCGGACUGAUACUAACCAACUAAUUAUCAACCAGGAGUAGUUUUGAACACGGUUAUGCAGAAUGCCUCACCCAUCACCCACUCUUUUUAGUUGACUUGCCUUACGUUCUAUCCACCUCAUCAUUACUGACUUCGUAAUUUGUUGACCCUCUUUGCUGAGGAGUCCGCGGAGGAGUCCUUCCCUCCCCUUGAGUCCAGUCCUCGGACCACCCCCGGCGAACCCAUGGUUGCUCUCCAUUGCUAAGCAUCUCUCAAUCUCUGGUUCACCCAGCUUUUCUUUUCAUCAUGGACAAAAAGCCAACCCUCCACGAUCGCUAGAAACCCACAAUAAUGAUAACAUAAUACCGACAAGACAUUAACGAUUCCUUCCCCGUCAUAUUUUCUCUUUGUUUCCUCUCUCGGUGAUCUCCGUGCAAGUAUCCACAUCGAAAAACAAGGCUAAACCCCUCCGUUCUCGACCUUGUUUCGCAACCUGGCCCUUCUUUGUUCUCAACAUUCCGAGGUUGUAUCCAGAAUUGGGGCGGGAAGGGGCCCCAGGUAGGUACUUCUGCCGAAUCCCCAUCCCUCUGUUUGUCUAGUAGUAGUAUCUAUAUUAUUGCUUGCUAAUAGCCCAAGGAUGCUUAGUUACCAUCUCGUAGUGGAGACAAAAACCAGA